Molecule: messenger RNA, 1175 nt
Organism: Acaulospora morrowiae
Lineage: Eukaryota; Fungi; Glomeromycota; Glomeromycetes; Diversisporales; Acaulosporaceae
Source: the annotation of a GenBank genome assembly
AUUUGACGACACAACGGAAAUGCAAAUCGACAUUUCUGUUGACCAACCGAACAAUUAUAUCAAAUCUUUAGAACGGUGGCCUCAGGUGCGACCUUCAUACGUCCCCGAGUGGCUUCCACCAUUUCCGACGAUCAUAUCUCAUAAAGAGGAUCAUGAAAAAGGUGAUGAACACGAGGCAAAUGACAAAAAACCAGAACCCGCAGUUGAUAAUGCGGAGAGUGUGAUUGUCGAAAAUAUUACGGGGAUUAAUUCAGAGAUGAAAGGUGCCUCGGCAAAUUCAUUGGUCAACACGCCUCACGACAGAAAUGUGAAAACAAGUCGUCGUAUAAAGCGUUCCCCAGAUCAGCGCCCACCGACCUAUGAUCAAUUUACGAAUAUAUAUAAAUCAAUCACCUCGAACAAACAAACUAUGAAAGAUCUAGAAACGGAAACAACGAAAGAUGAAAAAAAAAAGAAGCGCAAGUUGAAAGUUUCAACAUUAUCAUUGUUUCCAUCGCAUCAUGCCUUCGAGACGAAAUUUGAUGGGUGUGAUGGAAUCAUUUCUCCUGAAACACCUAAUUCAUUGCCAUUCUUUAAAGACAUUCCAAGAAAAAUUCCGAUCUUCGCAUAUCCGCCUCCCAAACCUAGCAAGAGUGUGGAAUCAAAAGUACCAUCGCAGACGGUAUCCGCUUCUUCAGACUCGAAACUUGAAGAAAAAUUUUCAGCAUCACGAAAAGGAAAGGAAAAAGAAAAAAUGAUUAUAUUCACUCCUGACAAUUUUGAAGCCCCCACGCCUCAACCCCUUCCAUCAAAGUCUCAAACUCCUGUUCAACGAGAUACAAAGAGUAAAACAAAAAAAGCGUAUACUCCUGUAUCUUCGGAAAAACCUAUUCAAAAACCUAGGAAGGGUUCGCAAGCUGGCACGACGGUGCUUAAAUUACGCGUAGGAACUUCAACUGCUUCAGCUAUUUCUUCUACCCCGUCAGUACAAACAGAAUUAGUUGUUAAUAAUGACACUGCAGAUCCGCCUGAAAUCAUUAACUGCAUUUGUCCAUAUCCUCUUUCAGAGAUUGACGAUGGAAAUUUCAUGCUAUCAUGCGACAAUUGUCAAGUUUGGUUUCACGGAAUAUGUACAGGAUUUGGUCCUACACCCGUAGAAGUAAAUACGUGGUAUUGUGAACGAUGUAUAGAAAAAG